Messenger RNA from Camelina sativa (false flax), 1368 nucleotides. RefSeq lists its product as uncharacterized. NCBI's taxonomy places the organism in Eukaryota, Viridiplantae, Streptophyta, Magnoliopsida, Brassicales, Brassicaceae. The record is from RefSeq and is a predicted model, not a curated record.
AUGACUCUUAAUGUCAGGAAUAAGUUGGGCUUCAUUGAUGGAACAAUCCCUAAACCUCCUGAUAAUCAUCCUGAUGCAGUUUCUAAGCAAAUAGGCCAGAGUUUACUUUAUAAGCCUACUGCUUCUGCGAUUUGGUUGGAUCUUAUGUCUCGUUUUAGGCAAGAUGAUGCACAUAGGGUCUUUGAGAUUGAGCAACGGUUGAGUACUUUACAACAUGGUUCUAUGGAUUGUGAGUGUAAUGCUGCUCUUAUGUGGGAGAAAUUGCAGCAGCGUAGCAGGGUUACGAAGUUCUUAAUGGGGUUAAAUGAGGCUUACCAGCCCACACACAGGCAUAUCUUAAUGUUGAAGCCUAUGCCAUCGAUUGCUUCUGGUCCUUCUGAUAAUGUUGGCUAUAACUCCAUGGCGCCUUCUACUAAUGGCUAUUUUUCAGGACCUACUGAUAAUAUUGCUUAUGCUGCUUUCCGACCUCACCAGAAGCCUUAUUGUACUCAUUGUAAUCGGGUUGGUCACACCAUUCAUAAGUGUUUUAAACUUCAUGGAUAUCCACCUGGUCAUAGGAAUGCUCAACGACCUCCAAUGCAGCAAGUGUUAUCACAGUUUGCUCCGCCUCGGGCAUCUUUUCCAACAGGACAACGUCCUCAAUUUCCUACACAUGCUCAAUUCCAACAAACUCAGAAUCAAUAUCAGCAGAAUCAAUAUUCUCAUCAGGGUGCACUAUCCAAUGCAGUGAUGAAUUAUGCUUCUUAUACGCCUGCCCCAACACAGACUGCAACUAAUCUUGAUUUGAGCAGUUUCACUUCUGACCAAAUUCAGAGUCUGAUUCAUCAACUUAGCACUCAGACCAAAGCUUUAGAGCAGCCGUCUUCUUAUCCGUCUGCUACAAUAACUGAGCAUGGUGCUAUGGCUGCAACAUCUUCUUCUGGAGCUACUAGCCAUGUGUGUUCUGAUCUUUCUUUGUUUGAUGAGACUUUUCCAGUGACAGGUGUAACAGUCUCACUCCCUAAUGGCACUAGAGUUGCUAUUAUUCAUAUAGGCACUGACUAUACUCGGGACUUGAUCAUUGGUAAAGGUGUCCUCAUCCAUUGUCUAUACAUAUUGGAGCAUCAUGACAUUUCAACAUCUGCGAAUUCUGUUUCAGCAUCUUUUUCUGGAUCCUUGCAAGUAGAUGGUCGUGUCUGGCAUCAACGCUUAGGUCACCCAUCUUCUGUCAAGUUACAAUAUAUGUCGGGUACUUUACCUAUGUCCAUCUCUAGUUCUUCUCAUGAUCAAUGUGAUAUAUGUCCAUUAGCUAAACAAAAGAAAUUGCCAUUUGUUUCACAUAGUAAGCUUUCUCAUUUACCAUUUGAUCUCAUUCAUAUAGAUACUUAG